Emericellopsis cladophorae is the source of this 792-nucleotide messenger RNA. Its product is annotated as Eukaryotic translation initiation factor 4E type-like protein. The transcript has 3 exons. The record is from RefSeq and is a predicted model, not a curated record. Gene Ontology annotation, biological process: translational initiation. Gene Ontology annotation, cellular component: eukaryotic translation initiation factor 4F complex. Gene Ontology annotation, molecular function: RNA 7-methylguanosine cap binding; translation initiation factor activity. Lineage: Eukaryota; Fungi; Ascomycota; Sordariomycetes; Hypocreales; Bionectriaceae. Bases 1 to 792 code for a protein of 263 amino acids.
AUGUCGUCAAGACCACAGCUCUCGGCCUUCACGCGCGGCCUCUCGGGCCUCUCCCAAAGCCAGAGUGCCGACGGCGCCAACUCGCCCGCUGAGCAGCGCGACGACGCGAAGCGCAACUUCCUCAAGACGAUGCGGCCGCUCCCGACGCAGCACUACUGGAACGUCUACUUUGACCGCCAGAACAAGGAAGCCGCCGCCGAUGGCCAGGAGUACAACGCCGAGCUCGAGCAACUCGGCUCCCAGAUCGAGUCCGUCCAGGACUUCUGGCGGUACAACAACAACACACCUGUCGACAUGAUCAAGAUGCGCGAGAGCAUCUACCUUUUCAAGUCUGGAUUCCGACCGGUGUGGGAAGACCGCCGAAACCUCAACGGUGGAAGUUGGACCUUUCGCGUACCCAAGGCCAGCGGGCCCGAUGUUUGGACGCGCGUCCAGCUGCUGGCCAUUGGAGAGGUACUCGAGGCGGCAUUGGACAAAGAUGACCAGCUGUGUGGCGUCGGCCUGUCAGUCCGCUUCAACUCCCACCUCAUCUCCAUCUGGCACCGCGAUUCGUCCAAGAAGAACUCGAUUGACGGCAUCUUUGCCUGUGUGAUGGAGCAGCUCCCGGAGGAGCUCACGCCCAAGGAGGACGGUUGUUUCUACAAGAAGCAUGCGGACCACCCUGGGUUCAACCCCCCGCCCGAGCUCAGGGCCGUGCUGGAUUCACAGCGCAGGGCGGCCGAGCAAAGGGCGGCCGGCGGUGAUGAUGCGGACGAGAAUGUGCCGGAGGUCAAGGUGGACUCGACGCAAUGA